Molecule: messenger RNA, 954 nt
Organism: Cicer arietinum (chickpea)
Lineage: Eukaryota; Viridiplantae; Streptophyta; Magnoliopsida; Fabales; Fabaceae
Source: RefSeq, a predicted model, not a curated record
AUGCUUGAUCCCUACUUCAUGCAUCCGAGUGACAACCCUGGGCUUGCUCUAGUUUCUCCGCCUCUCAACAACACCAAUUUCCAUACAUGGUCUCGUGCAAUGCUCGUCGCCCUCCACUCCAAGAACAAAUCGGAGUUCGUUCUUGGAACCCUAAAUCGUCCUCCUGAUUCAGAUCGGCUUUCAAUUGCUUGGGAUAGAUGUAAUACCAUGGUAAUGUCUUGGAUAACCAAUUCUCUUGAUUCACGCAUUGCCCAGAGCAUAAUGUGGAUGGAAUCCGCAACUGACAUAUGGAAGGAAUUCAAAUAUAGAUAUCAUCAAGGCGACGUCUUCUGUAUCUCUAAUUUGCUAGAAGAAAUAUAUGUCCCCCAUCAAGGUGACUCCACUAUUACUAACUACUUCACAACUUUAAAGAAGUUUUGGAAAGAACUUGACAAUUUUUGUCCUCUCCCUACCUGUUCAUGUAACCCUAAAUGUUCUUGCAACUUACUACCCAAAAUUCGUGCUUAUAGAGACAAUGAUUAUGUCAUUAGAUUUCUUAAAGAUCUAAAUGAGCAAUAUUCACUGGUUCAGUCCCAAAUAAUGUUGAUGGAUCCCCUUCCUAACAUUAUCAAAGUUUUCUUUAUGCUCAUCCAACAAGAAAGACAGUUUUUUAGUCCUAGUGAAGAAAUAAAAUAUGUUGCUGCCAUUUAUAAUUAUGGGUGUGGUUUUGGUUGUGGCUCUACUCCCAAUGGUGGACAUAAUUUUGGUGGUUGUGGACGUGGCUACAAGGUGUGUAUUCAUUGCAAUAAAACUUGCCACACCAUCGAUGUAUGUUUUAAAAAACACGGUUAUCCACCUAAUUAUCCUAGAUCAUAUUAUGCCACUUCCAACAAUUGUUCAUCUGCUAAUCAACAUCCUAAUAUUGAUGACCAUGUUGAUGAAGAUGAUAAUUCCAUUGUUGACGAUGGUUCAUAA